This is a messenger RNA of Astyanax mexicanus (Mexican tetra), 5427 nucleotides long. RefSeq names its product vasohibin 1 (gene vash1). NCBI's taxonomy places the organism in Eukaryota, Metazoa, Chordata, Actinopteri, Characiformes, Acestrorhamphidae. Gene Ontology annotation, cellular component: cytoplasm. The record is from RefSeq and is a predicted model, not a curated record. Bases 1659 to 2846 code for a protein of 395 amino acids. Gene Ontology annotation, biological process: regulation of angiogenesis. The transcript has 8 exons.
GUGCAGCGGGGUAUGGGAGUGUCUGAAGGCGGUGUUGAAUGUAGCUGGACUCGGAUCAGCUCCGGCGGCUGUCUGCCUCAAAGAGGGACGAUAAGCUGACAUUCAGGAUCAGCAGAGCGGGUUGGAGAAACGCUGGAUCCUACUGUAUAACUGACCGGGAAGAGAAACCCGAGAGCGGGUUAUUUACGUUUAUUUAGUGGGGGUUUAAACCUGAACUCAGCGACCUCUGGAAUGUACCGCCGCCGGUACCGGUCGUCUGCGGAGUGGGGCUUAUUGUCCGGUUUUCCGUCUGAAUUUACACGCCUCCCUUCUUCUCCGUGUUGUUGUGUGAGUAUCCCUGAUUUGGGCUGAUCUCUGGUGCUCAUAAGAGACAGCUGGUCUGGUUCAGACAGACUGACAGAUGGACUGAACACAGCAGGCAGCGGUUUCUGGCUCAUGUGGAGCUUUUUAUUAUAGUGGUGAGCUGAACUAACUGAACAGAUGCUCUGUUUUAAAGCAAACGUGCCAGUUUUGUUUUAGGUUUUUAAGCUGGUGGAGUAAAUUCUAAUGGUAUAUCUUCUUAGCUUGGUUACAGUCUUGUUUUUCCUGAUUUUGGUCUCAGUGGACCUCACUUUGCCAAGUUGCUUACUGUAGCCAACCAGCUACAGUCACAUAUAUGGACCAUCAGAUCAGUUGAACAUCUAACAGUGCUGAAUGUAGGCCUGUCUGCUGAACUUUGUUGAGAAAUAAUUGGUAUUAACAAUACCAUUGUCAUUUUAUAACCAUUUAAAUGUCACUGAUAUAAUUAUAAUGUAAUAGCUUGCAUAAUAAUGCAGUUGGUAGGACUGACCGGGUAAUAGUUUCUGUUGGACAAUAUAUUGUUCCAGAAAUAAUUGUGAUUAAUGAUAUUUUUGGCAUUUUACGACCGACCAUUUAAAUGCCAUUGACUCUAAGUGAUAAUAUAAUAGCUAGCUAGAAUAAUUAUGCGCUUACUAGGUCUGAAACAAUUGGGAUUAACAAUACUAUUGUUUUUUAUUAAAUGCCACUGAUACAAUGAAAAUAUAAUAGUUUUCAUAAUAAUGCAAAUAGUAGGACUGACAGGAUAACUAUUGGAUACAGUUACCAUUGGACAAUAUAUUGUUUCAGAAAUAUACAUUUUAAGACAAUUUAAAUAUCACAGACACAGUGAUAAUAUAACCUAAAUAUUACUGUAAUUACUAGAUCAGUCAGAAUUCGGUUUUUAUUGGACGAUAUAUUGUCUGCGAGAUAAUUGCAAUCACUGAUACAAUACAAAUGUAAUAGCAUAACAAUGCAAUUACACUCUUUUAAAGAGCAAUUAACUUUGAAUUAUUAAGGAUUUAGAAUCAAUUAAAUAAACAAAACAUAAACUGGCUCAUUCACAUUAACUGUGAACUCUCUUUGCUAAGUAAAAAACAUAAUGAACAAUCUCAAAGUCAACCAAAAAUUCUUGAGGUCAUGUUCAUAGAUUGUCCGAUAUAUCGUUAACGUAAUUAUUGUGACAGACCUUGCUGGAUGUGUUUUAAACUCUAAUCCAUACUCUUCACAGACAUGUGGGGCCAUAUAUGUUAGCCAGCAGAGCGGACUGGUGGUGGGUCUGAGUAGGUUAUCUAGCUAAUGUCCCAGUUUCCCUGCUCUCUGUACUGUAUUCUGAGCCACAAAUGCCAGUAAUCUGCUGUGGGAGCGUCCAUCACUGCAAGUCUCCUCAGAGACUGAUGGACAAGUCAGGCUUUGGCAUGUGUUUAAGUCAGCCGAAAGGAGCUGGGCUCUCCAUGCUACGGACAGCGCUCAGUCUGGAGGGGGUUGAGGAGAGAGAUGAGGAGCAAGAGGAUGAGGGAGAGGAGGAUUUGCGGGAUGGAGGGAUUCCCUUCAUCAUAAACCGGGGAGGGCUGCCGGUCAACGAGGAGACAUGGGAGCAGAUGUGGAGGCAUGUCGCCCGGAUUCACCCAGAUGGAGAGGUGGUGGGGAAGAGGAUUCGAGGAGUCACUGACCUGCCCAAGGAGAUGAGGACCUUCUGCCUUGCUGACUUUGCAUUAUGGCUGUUCUUUGAUACAUCCUGCUGGAUUCCAAUACCAACUGUGCCUACAUACCAACCAACCACCAGUAUUCCCCAGCGCCUGGAAGCCAUACAGAAAUACAUCAGGGACUUGCAGUACAAUCACACUGGAACACAGUUUUUUGAGAUCAAGAAGAGCAGACCUCUCACAGCGUUGAUGGACAUAGCUAAGGAAAUGACCAGAGAAUCUCUACCAAUCAAAUGUUUGGAGGCUGUAAUCCUUGGCAUUUACCUCACCAACAGCAUGCCAUCUGUGGAGCGCUUCCCCAUCAGCUUUAAAACUCAGUUCUCAGGGAGUCACUUCCGCCACAUCGUGCUGGGGAUCCACAGCGGCGGCCGUUUCGGUGCCUUAGGCAUCAGCCGGCGUGAAGACUUGAUGUACAAGCCUCUGGAGUUCCGUACACUCGCUGACCUGCUGCAGGAGUAUCAGACUGCAUACCAGGGCUACUGGCACACACUGCGCAAGGUCAAGAUUGGCCAGUAUGUGUCACAUGAUCCCCACAGCGUGGAGCAGAUCGAAUGGAAGCACUCUGUACUGGAUGUGGACAAACUGUCAAAGGAGGAGCUGAGGAAGGAGCUGGAGAGACACACCCGUGACAUGAGGCUGAAGAUUGGCAAGCCUGCACCCCCUUCUCCCACCAAGGACAGGAGAAGCAUCAUGGGAUCUCCCCUCCGUAACCCAGGCAGCCCCAUGCGCAGGAACAGCCGCGGCGAGAGAAGGCUAUCGGGUGAUAAGAAGGUUCUGGAGCCCAAACCUCCUGCAGAUCUGAAUGGAUACCAGAUUAGAGUGUGAGCUGGCUCUGUGGCUUCCUAACCACACCACUCACAACAGACAGUCCUGGAGCCAAACCAUUGUGGGUAGACAAAGUGACUUUUAAAGACGCCUGAAGAACACACUUUAAGGUGGUGUUUAAGACACGGAACCACAUCCAGUUUCAGAAGUUCAUGCACUGAAAAAAAAAGUGAUGUAAACACGUGCCAAUAUGACAGCACAACGAUGUCACCUUUAACGAACCAAUCAACUGAACAGCCUCAUUUCAAGCCACCACCUUUAUAGACACUCAGCUCGGCUCGAAACUGUGCGCACCGAGCUACACACGGUCUUAAAUGUGUAAAUAUUACAAUGUGUGUGUGUGUGUGUGCUAUUGUCAGCUAAGUCAGCUGACUGCUAACACGGCUUAUGUUGAGACUGGCUUAGGAUCCAGUUACAAACGGGUGCCUUUUCUACACCUCACCAUCAAAAGCCACCCAUCUGUUUGCGUACAGUAAUUCUCUGAGUUUGUUUUCUCCACGACUGCCACACCUUUCAGCUCAUCCAGGUCAAACAUCCACAUUCUGCUCCACAACAACAGCCUACACCAAUGAUCUAAAACAGGACCUGAUAAUGUUACUUCUGUAGACCAAAUAUACAGGAUUCAGAAUGUGUAGAAGAGGCGAUGGCAGGUUGCAGGUUCCAUGACCAGCUCGUUCACAUAUCUUAAAUUUACAACAACAAAUCAGAAAAAGUUGGAACAGUAUGUAAAAUAUAUGUAUACCCACACAGUAAAAAAAAAACUGCAGCGUUUCUUACUUCAUCACAAAUGGCACUUAAUUUCUUGCUUUAUGAUAACCAUGUCCAGAAGUGGCGUCAACUUCUCUGGGCUCUGAGGCAUCAAUACAAAAAAGUACAUCGAGAUCUUAGACCAGCAUAUGCUGCUUUCAAUACAAAAGCAGAAAUGUCCACCAUUUUUUUAAAACAAGACAAGGCAAAACCAUAUGCUGCACACAUUAAAAAUGAAAAUUCAUAGCUGCGCAAGACGAGGGUACAGGGACUGUGACAAAUAAAACAUCUUCGGCCAAAGUAAUUGUACAGAACACUGUUUUUGUUAUUUGAAUUUUCCAUACUGUUCCAAUUUUUUGGCCUUACCUAACUAUAACAUCUGAGCAGUAACACUUGAAUAGGCUUGUUUUUUAUAUAUAAAUAUUUUAAAGGCAGGGUUAAAUUAUUUUAAGCUUAAACCUAAAGUUUUUUUUGUAUUAUUUUGUAAAGCAUAUUAAAUGCCAUUGACAUCUCCCCAUUUUCAAAUUCUAUACUGUAUAUAGAAGGUAGGAGUCGAUAGACUGGUUAGAAGGACUUAUUAGAAAGGCCAGAUUUGUUAAGUCGUAGAUGUUCUACUUUUUUUAAAGUGUAAAUAUGCAGUGGGACUGGAGUAGUUUGUGCAAAACUUGUUUUUGACUUAUCAAAAUAUUGUUUUGAUAAUCCCUUAUUCAGCUUUAGGCAGUACAAUUCAAAUGGCAGAAAUGUUAAUUUUUAUUUGUUACUCUUUUGUAUUAUCACCAUCUUCUUGCACUUCCUAUAAAAUGUAGUAGCUUCACCUAUAACUCACAAUACCUUACUAAGUUUUGUACUCCUAUUGUACAUUAUCAGCUGAUUUCGGAGGUUUAAUACAGUGUUGAUGUGUGAAUGGAAAUACUGGACCUUAAACUAUUGGUAAACUCAUUGUCAAAAGAAUAUUUGCACCUAAAAGGAAUCAACCGGCAGGAAUGAAACUUGGUGGGUAGUGAUGUCAGACUGUUAGGAGUGACUCAGAAUGGCAGACAAUGAGGUCCAGUGAGGAGUUCUGCUUUUGUCUUGGUGGAGAAAACCAACAAAUUCAAGAUAAACAGUUAGUUGUGCAUCACACAUCCUGACAAGUUACCUUUGGUCUUCAUUAGAGGCAUUUUAACAGCCCAAUAUUACAUUAAUGAGGUCCUACAACCAGUGGCUGACCUUUUCAGAAUGUAGACUCUGGUGCGCUAUUCCAACAGGACGAUGUUUGUCCACAUACUGCUGCCAUCUCAAGAGUUGCCUUGAAGACACACAUUCAGUCAUGUCAUGGUCAGCCACAUCGCCAGACCUAUAUGAUUGAAAAUGUGUAGGAUGCUAUUUUUAGUAACUUUUAUCUUUCCUCUGAAUAGUAUUCCAAUCCGACACUUCCUUCUUGGUGCAACUAUUUCUGCAACAAUUUAUUUCACUAGAAGUGUAUAUGAAGACUAUCUGAAGGCCUUUACCACUGAAAGAGUGAUCAACCCAUGAUCAAGGCAUUGUAGCCCACAUAGAGCUGCUGAAAUCACUAAGAUGAAAUGUACUUCUCUUACCAAAACAUCAGAAACACUUUUAAAAGCAGCACAGUGCUGUUUGAUGGAGAGAAAUAGCAGCUCUGUUUUGGGUAUUAAUUUCUAUAAUUGUUUUCGUUUUUUAAGAACAAAGAAACUGUUGCGAUAUACCAUGAUGCCACAGCACUGUAAUGUUAGCUUUCCUAUAAGGAAAAGUAGAAUUGUGACACAGAAUAUGAUGCUUCACUUUUGACACUUGAACUAUGAUCAAAAUAAAUGAUGAACUGCUGGAAUGUAAA